This is a messenger RNA of Eucalyptus grandis, 2279 nucleotides long. RefSeq lists its product as uncharacterized. Lineage: Eukaryota; Viridiplantae; Streptophyta; Magnoliopsida; Myrtales; Myrtaceae. The record is from RefSeq and is a predicted model, not a curated record.
AUAACUCAACGGUCAACACAAUUAAAAGCGUGGGAAAUUCAACCCCUCGAGACCAGUUUAAUGACCUUUCCAUCUUCUCCGCGUCGCCUUCCUCCGAAAUUUCAAAAUUGCUUUCCCAGUUUCGACCUCUCCGCCAAACGCCUCUCCUCCUUCAAUUUUCUUCAUCAUUCGAAUCAAUGCCGACAUCAAUGAGCGAUCCUAAACCCUAACGUCCCCCUCUCGCCUCGCCGCUCCCGUCGCCGGCCGGGCGUCUAUAUAUACAUGCCGCUCCACCGGUGAGCUCGCGGCCGCGCCUGGGGGGGAGAGGAAAUGGCGACGUCGGCCUUCCGGUCCACGACGAAGAGGACGCCGAUCGGGGCCUCGCCGGCCUCCGCCGACGGCUCCGCAACCUCCAGCCGGAGCUCGGCUCACCGCCGGUCGCGGAGCCUGAGCCGGUUCUCGCGCCGGCUGGCGGAGCCCGGACCCGUUCGCCGAGGACACCGCGCCGGCGGCUCCCAGGGGAGGUUCGUGAACACCCUGAGAGGAUCGGGGCUCCCGGAGAUCAGCCUCGACGAUCUCGCUGUUGAGUUCUUCAGCUCCGGAGAUCGGGGUCGGUCGAGCUCGCGGAACACUGACGUCAGCCCUAAGAAAGGGGAAAGCGCUUCGCAGAGGCGGGGGAGGUCGGUUUCCAGGCAGAGCUCGAGAGUUGGUGGCGGUGGUAAGGGUAAUGUGCUUGAGGGUUCCGGUGCGGGGAGGGUGGUUCCUGAAAGUAAUUCGCGGCGGAGGCGGUCGGUUUCGGUUGUUCGCUGCCAGAUUAGCGAUUCCGAGAGUGAUGUAGACAAUUCUCGCGGUUCUUUUGGUUAUGCUAAUAACAAGACUGUGGGCAAUGGGAACAUCCAAAAGCUACCAUCACAGAAACCCUCUGCUUCAAGCAACAGACAAGCACUGAGAAGGACUUCGAGCCAAAAGGAUCUCAAGUCCUAUGACGGUUAUUCUAGCCAUUCAUCUGCACUGACUGAUGACGAAGCGAAGGAUGCUUAUUCUGGGAAAAAUGGAAGUGAGAGAACAAUACGAGCAGUUUAUGCCCAGAAGACUACUGACCACCCCACUGGAGGGAUGUUAACAGUGGGUUGUGCAAAGCAAUGCGUCAAGAAUUCAGACAUGCUAUGGAAGAGAUCAAGAUGGAAAUUGAACAGUCUCUCAUUGGCUAUGUUAAGAAGGAAGCCCUCUGUUGGAGCACAUGACAAUUAUUUAGCUUUGGAAAAUUCUGAUGCUUGUAAGGCUGUCUCCACUAUAAGAAAUUAUGCAACAAAGCUAGAACAGUCAGAGAAGCGCAAAAGUUUAUUAGCUGAAAUUAUGUUGGAAGAGCAGCGUGGGAAAGAGCUCAGUCAGAUUGUAAAUGAAUUUCAUCCUGAUACAAAAUCCCCUGUACCGGAGAAACCAUCGCGAAACAGAAGGAGUAAUGACAAAGGCAGGAUGUCUAAUCAUCUGGCUUUUGAGGCUGAGUAUAUUCAGGAUUUCAUUUCAAGUGUAGAAGAUACAGAUAUAUCAUCGUUAGAUGGAGAAAGAAGCGAUACAAGCUCAACUUUAGGUGGAACGACUAAGAUAGAUACUUCUCAAACUCCAGCAAAGUCCAUGCCUCCUCCCAUUGAAAUGGAUGGGGUUGUAUUGCCAUGGUUACAAUGGGAAACCAGUAAUGAUGUUUCUCCGCCAUCGAGCAAGAAAAAGAUGCAGUCACCAAUGGCUUCAAGAGCUGAAAUGUUGGAUGCAGCUCAGGAAGCUAGUACUGCACGGGACCCGAGCUAUUUUUCCUCAAGCAGUCAUGGUAGUUGGAGUCCAGGAAUUGUAGAUAGCCCUAUAGUGGUGGUCAGAGAAUCCAUUGGCAGUCAAUCCAGAGAAUCUAGAAGAUAUAGUGAUAAACAUCACUCAGGCUGCCAUUUUGACCUGGAUAAGUAUUUGAAUUUUCCAAGUGACGAGGAUUUUCUAUUAGAAAGGUGGAGACAACAGCGGAGAAUCAAUUCAGGUGGUCUGCUUCUCUGUCACCAAACAUUCUUUUGACCAUCCACUUGUUAACUACUCUUCCCUUUAUCAAUUUAUGUGCUGCGUCUCUGUAUAGACAAUCUGGACGCAUUAAUUGUCAAGUAUUGUCAGAAUAAAACUUCACUUCCCUACUUAUUCUUCCAAAAGAUCCUGAUGAUUUUAUGGCUUCCGCUAAUGUUUUCAGUUCAAAACUUCACUUGAAACUUCAUGUUUCUUUAUCCUGACAUGGCUAUUAUGCAGAGGAUGAAGAGUUGAAAGUA